Messenger RNA from Maniola jurtina (meadow brown), 2844 nucleotides. RefSeq names its product phosphatidylinositol glycan anchor biosynthesis class U protein (gene PIG-U). NCBI's taxonomy places the organism in Eukaryota, Metazoa, Arthropoda, Insecta, Lepidoptera, Nymphalidae. The record is from RefSeq and is a predicted model, not a curated record. The transcript has 3 exons. Gene Ontology annotation, biological process: protein localization to cell surface; attachment of GPI anchor to protein. Bases 146 to 1435 code for a protein of 429 amino acids. Gene Ontology annotation, cellular component: GPI-anchor transamidase complex; membrane.
UGACAGUUUUGAUUUUGAAGUUUGUAGAUUUUUGGUUGUUAUUGAAAUUCUGAGUUUAAAUUGAACAAAAUGUUGAUAAGAUUUUGAUUUGAAUCUGAGAAGCUGGAUUUUUAUGUGAUUGUUAUUACAAUAUAGUUUUUAUCCAAUGGCUCUAAUUCUGAAAUAUUUGAUAGCCGGCUUAGUAAGAUAUUGGCUCAUUCACACGGACUAUUGGCAAACAAUAGCAAAUAGAGUUGAAAUAGCGACGCCGCUGAACUCGUGGAAAAGGUUAAUUGAGGGUGUUUACUUGUAUGACCAUGGCAUAAAUCCUUACGAAGGGGACUCGUUUCACGAGUCGCCAGUGAUGCUCAUCUUAUUCCACUUUCUAUUGAAAAAAGUACCAUAUUUAUUACCAGUUAUUUUUGUUGUAUUGGACGCACUAACUGCUCACAUUCUGUACAUGACGUCGAAAGCAUUCAUACGAAUAUUUAAAGAAUCGCAAGAAAGGGAGAAAGGAGAUGUUGCAGAGGAUUCAAAGACAAUGCUUUUGAAAGAUUCUCAGUUGAAUGAAGUCCCUAACUAUGUUCUUUCUGUGUAUUUGUUCAAUCCGUAUUCUGUGCUGAACUGUGUGGGGAUGACUACUACGGUUAUACAGAACUUGCUUCUUGCUGUAUCACUGUGGGGAGCCUCCAGUGGUCAAAGGAUUUUGGCUUGUGUGUUCAUUGCUCUGGCCACUCACCAAGCCCUGUACCCAAUUCUGCUAGUUGUGCCAAUAUCUAUUUUACUUGCAAAUGUCAACCAAGGAUGCAACAAGUGUUCCUACAUAAGAACACUUCUAGUAUUUGUGUUGUGCUGGGGAUUCUGUAUAUUUAUAUCUGCCUUCAUAAUGGAUGGAUCAUAUGAUUACUUCUAUAAUACAUAUGGAUUUAUACUGACGGUGCCAGAUUUGAAACCAAAUAUUGGGCUCUUCUGGUAUUUCUUUACGGAGAUGUUUGAGCACUUUAGAUUACUCUUUGUGUGUUCUUUUCAAAUCAACGCAUUGGCCCUCUACCUGGUGCCGCUUACACUUAGAUUUUACAAGGAACCUGUGCUGCUAGCUACAGUUCUCAUUGCACUGUCUACUAUAUUCCGGUCAUAUCCAUGUGUUGGAGAUGUUGGAUUUUACUUGGCGCUAUUACCUUUGUGGAGACAUUUGUUUGUUUUUAUGCAGCAGAAAUUCAUUGUGGGCUGCGCUUUCCUAAUAACAUCAGCACUUGGGCCAACAGUGUGGCACCUGUGGAUAUACUCAGGAUCGGCAAAUGCGAACUUCUUCUUUGGUGUAACUCUGUCAUUUGCGACUGCACAAAUAUUCCUCAUCACAGACUUAUUAUUUGCACAUAUCAAGAGAGAAUUUACGCUCAAAAAUGGAUCAUCGCGGCAGGUUGAUGGAAAACUAGCCAGACUGGUACUACGAUAACUCCUUCGUUUUCUGUUAGUGAAGGUAUAAAAUAACUUUAACUAAAUAGCAUUUAAUAUAAUUACUGAACAAACACAAAAUAUUUAAGAAUUCCAAUAUGGUUAUAGAGAUUUAAUUAAUAUCAAAUUAAUUAUUAUUAUUAUAAUAACUUGGCUGGAUCCCAAAUCAGAAUACAAUACAUUAAUUCAUAAAAACUAUUUAGUGUAAUAUGAAAAACUAGCUGGCCCGCCCUGGUUUUGCUCAGGUGGAAUUCCCGAAAACACUUUCUUAGUGAGGGCUUGUUAUAGCAAUGUUGACCCAAGUUGGUAAAUGGAUGGGGGGAUUGAUUUUGGAGUGGUCUGUGAUUUUGGAGGUUCGAAGAGAAUUUGGUGUCUGUUGGUUCUGGCUACUAUCAAUAUAAACACCAAAGUCAUUUGAAUAACAUUCUUUAUAUUUGCAUUUAAUACAAUAUUUAGUUUAUAGUUUGAGUUUUAGCUAAAAAUAUGCCACAUUAUAUUUUUUGUUCAUUUCUGAACUGAACUGAACAAAAAAGAUGUGCAAACAGAUAAGCAGACAGAGAAAAAAUUCUGUUUUGGGUUCUAUAUCAAUAAAUAAUAAUUGUAUAGCUUCUUCCGAUUAUUCCAAAGUAUUUUUAAAGUGCACGAGUUGUCCAUUUACCUACAGUUUUAUUAUAAGUAAACAUCUAUACUUAGUUAUACAUAAUACUUAGUUAUAGUUUUAUCCAAGAGUGACUAACUAUAACCAAGUCAUACUGUUCUAAUUGUUUGUAAAUAUCAACAAUGGCUGGCUGCUAAUAAAAUAGAAUGUUUCUGUAUUAUUAUUUUGUGUGAGUAUUUGUUUUUCAAAUUCAUAUUUGAUUUUGUAUGGACAUUAUUUUAUAUUGUUAUAAUUACAGAAUCACAAACACGUAUCACGAAAUUUGCUAUUACUUUUUUUGUAUUAGUAACACUGGCAUGCAUUCCAAAGAGGGAAAAAGAUUGCCUACACUUAUUUUAUAAAGGUCUACUUAGAACUGUUCAUACAAAAUUAGCAUAAUAAUUAUUAUGUUUAUUUUCAGUCAAAUACUAAUAGAAGCGUAAGUAUAUCUUAAGUUAUUCUUUCGAUGAAUAUUACAGUGAUGUUUAAUUAAAAAUACAUACAUAUAUACUUAUCACUGAAAUUUCUAUUGAAUUAUUAUUAUUAUCUAGGGCCGAGCAUGACUGUUAUCCUGUAACACAUUACUAGAUCAAACUUUGACUCGAUCUCUAUAACCACUUGCAUUACUUUAUUUGGGUUACCAUAAUGUUUUUAUAAAAUAGUUAUGAGAGGUUGUAAUAUGAAGAGAGUACGUGAUUGUGAAAUCUAAUUUUAAUUGAAGUAAAAUGAACUUGCUUUAAUUUAUUGAUGUCAAUAAAAUGUUUAAUUUUUAA